Poecile atricapillus (Black-capped chickadee) is the source of this 2584-nucleotide messenger RNA. It is a transcript of the gene G6PD, whose product is annotated as glucose-6-phosphate dehydrogenase. The record is from RefSeq and is a predicted model, not a curated record. Gene Ontology annotation, molecular function: glucose-6-phosphate dehydrogenase activity; NADP binding. The transcript is spliced from 13 exons. The coding region runs from base 43 to 1644 and encodes 533 amino acids. NCBI's taxonomy places the organism in Eukaryota, Metazoa, Chordata, Aves, Passeriformes, Paridae. Gene Ontology annotation, biological process: glucose metabolic process; pentose-phosphate shunt, oxidative branch. Gene Ontology annotation, cellular component: cytosol.
CUGAUUGGUCAGUGCGGGAAGAGGCUCGGCGGUAAUUGGUGGAUGAGGAGCGAGGGCGCGGUGGAGCGCGCGGCCUCUGAGGGGAUGGGGACCCGCGCGAGCGUGGGGGAGGCGGCGCGAGAGCGGAAAGGAGCGAUGCCGGGCCCAGGUGAGGAGGCGCCCGGCGCCGGGGGGGAGCUGAGCCGCUCGCAGGUGUGCGGGAUGCUCCGGCAGGAGCUGAGCCGGGACGGAGCCUUCCUGCAAGGCCAUCCCCAUGUCCUCGUCAUCCUCGGCGCCUCCGGCGACCUGGCCAGGAAGAAGAUCUACCCCACGAUCUGGUGGCUGUUCCGGGACGGGCUCCUCCCCGAUGCCACGCGCGUUGUUGGCUUCGCCCGCUCACCCCUCAGCGUGGAGCUCAUCCGGGAGCAGACCCUUCCUUACCUCAAGGUGACCCCUGAGGAUGGGCCCCGCCUGGCCACGUUCCUGUCCCUGCAGAGCUUCGUGCGGGGUCAGUAUGGGGAUGAGGCCUCGUUCCGGGCGCUGGAUGCUCACCUGCGGGGGCUGCCUGGGGGUGACCGCGCCCACCGGCUCUUCUACCUGGCCCUGCCGCCCAGCGUGUACACACCUGUGACACAGCACUUGAGGGCUCUGUGCAUGGGACAGGGGUGGAACCGUGUGAUCGUGGAGAAGCCGUUCGGGCGGGACCUGGGCUCAUCGGAGGAGCUGUCAGCGCACCUGAGCGCACUGUUCCGCGAAGAGCAAAUCUACCGCAUGGACCACUACCUGGGCAAGGAGAUGGUGCAAAGCCUCAUGGUGCUGCGGUUUGGCAACCGCAUCUUCGGGCCCAUCUGGAACCGCGACAACGUUGCCUGCGUGGUACUCACUUUCAAGGAGCCCUUUGGCACUGAGGGCCGUGGCGGCUACUUUGACGACUUUGGCAUCAUCCGGGACGUGAUGCAGAACCACCUUCUGCAGCUGCUCUGCCUCGUGGCCAUGGAGAAGCCAGCGUCCACCAACCCCGACGACGUCCGCGAUGAGAAGGUGAAGGUGCUCAAAUGUAUCAGCCCAGUGGAGCUGCAGGACGUGGUGCUGGGCCAGUACGUGGGCAACCCCGAGGGCCCCCCCGAGGCACAGAAGGGGUACCUGGACGACCCCACGGUGCCCCCCGGCUCCACCACACCCACCUUUGCCACUGCUGUGCUGCGUGUGGCCAAUGAGCGCUGGGACGGUGUCCCGUUUGUGCUGCGCUGUGGGAAGGCGCUGAACGAGCGCAAGGCUGAGGUGCGGCUGCAGUUCCGGGAGGUGCCUGGGGACAUCUUCGCGCGGCAGUGCAAGCGCAACGAGCUGGUGGUGCGGGUGCAGCCGCGUGAGGCUGUCUACGCCAAACUCAACACCAAGAAACCGGGCAUGUUCCUACGACCGGAGGAGUCUGAGCUCGACCUCACCUACGGCAGCCGCUACAAGGAUGUGAAGCUGCCGGAUGCCUACGAGCGGCUGCUGCUGGACGUCAUCUGCGGGAACCAAAUGCACUUUGUGCGCAGUGAUGAGCUGCGUGAGGCCUGGCGCAUCUUCACCCCCCUCCUGCACCAGAUUGAGCAGCGCCGCGAGCCCCCCAUCCCCUACCCCUAUGGCAGGCUGGGAAGAGUGGAGCUCUCCUGCCCCUGAGGUCACACACACUAAGCCACCGCAAAGCUUCCACGGAUUUGGGAAAAGCCUGGCUCCUAAGGGACGCGUCACUGCUGAGAGCUGCAAGGAAAGCGAUGCAGAGGAGCCCUGCGGAAGCCUGGACAGCAGAGGUACCUGGCAGCCUCCGAGUAUCUGUGUAGGCACCGAAAGCAAGUGGCUUGGCGCAGGUGAUUGCAGAAGUGAGAGGGGUUCUGAAUGAUGCUCCUUGGGGAGAGAAGAGAGAUGGACAAGGUUAGACUUGGAUUUCUUACUUCAUUAAAGCUCCUAAGAAUCGAGCAGUGACUGAGGCAGAUGCCGUAUGCAUUUCUGCUCUACAACUCAGCGCUACAUCUCAAAUGCCAGGUGAACUGUCUCUCUGCCUCCAUCUCCCUCUCUCUCCAGCUGUGAUCAGUGAAGAAAAUAUUACUGAAAAUAUUACUAAAAAUGUUACUUAAAGGUUCAUUUCAUUGUGGUUUUAUCCUCAAUGAAAUUUCAUUAGGGGUUUGUGUAUUGCUCUAGAAAAAAUGUUCCACGGGUAAUAUUCUCACUUGCCUUGAGCACGUAGGUAACAUAACCCAAAGUGCUACAGCACAAGUUCUUGAUAACCCCCAGCUCCCCAAACAAGAGCAGCAGGUGUCUGGUUCAUCUCCCUGGAAGCACUGUGCAUCUGGAACGUAUCAGAAGGUGAGCCUGAGAUAUUUUGAAAUACUCUCUGUACAAGGCAUAGGUGCAACGUGGGUGAAUCUUGGGCUGCGUUUCAGACCCUUCAACAGAUGCAAUUAGUCCCGUCCAAACACCAGUGCCACAUGUAAGGUGUGUUUUCUUGAUUCGUCUUUUCUCACUAUUAGACUGGCUUUUCCUGCACAGCAUUUAUUCCUAGUCUUUGUUUCCUUUUGGAUUUCAGGCUUAGCAGCGAAUCCGAUCCAUAUUUCCUCUUACC